AUGGAGCAACCUCGUAAGCACCUCUCCCAUCCUCGCGCUUUCCUUCCCGCAUCGCUCACCUCCUCUACCUCUCUUUUCCUAUCGCUCCUCCUCCCGCCUAUCUGCUCUCCUUUGCGAAAACAUGUAGGAUCACAAAUCAGACGUCUCCGGCUGGUGGAAAAGCUGGAAGCCGAACGUCGACCUAGCGUGAUGACCAAGUUCGGUCCGGAUGUCACCCCGGAAUACCGUGCUGCGCUCAGAGCUCGGCCAGGCGCUUUUGGGACCGCCGACGCCGACGGGGUAACGAACUCAUCGAAUACCGCUAUCAUCCAAGCACAACCCACCCAAGCCCAAACCGACCUCCCUAUUCCAAUCUCCAAGUCGAACUUCGCACGAGACCGUGUUCCUUCCUCCUCCUAUCAUCAUCAUCAUCAUCAACAUACCUCGUCCACCCAAGCAAAUCCUCUUUCAUCACCAUCUCCACCUCCACCUCCAACUCAAACCUCGCCCUGGCCAUCUACCGUCCCGGAAUCACGAGUCUUGAACCAAGCCGUCAUGGCUUUCUCUCGACGUUUGGAACGGCUGGAAGGGAGUCAAGAUCGGCUGCAAGGGCGUCUUCUACAGUCGGUCGAGGCGACUGAUCGGAAGGAGAGGUCGGAUGAUGAGCGGAUGGUUCAGAGGACAAGGUUGGACGAGCAAGAUGAUCGGAGGAAGAAAACCGUUCCCCGCUUCAGGCUCAUACAGGUCGUCAGGCUAGACGUCCUCUUCGUCCUCGCCCUGACGUUCCUGCACUGGCCUCUCGCCUUGAUCCGAUGGAUCGACCAGCUCAAAGUCGUCAUGGUAGAGGAACUCGUAGAACCCUUUGCCAGGUGGUUGGUAGAGGACGAGGUCGAGUGA
This is a messenger RNA of Filobasidium floriforme, 876 nucleotides long. RefSeq lists its product as uncharacterized. The record is from RefSeq and is a predicted model, not a curated record. The coding region runs from base 1 to 876 and encodes 291 amino acids. Lineage: Eukaryota; Fungi; Basidiomycota; Tremellomycetes; Filobasidiales; Filobasidiaceae. The transcript has 2 exons.